Molecule: messenger RNA, 2187 nt
Organism: Stomoxys calcitrans (stable fly)
Lineage: Eukaryota; Metazoa; Arthropoda; Insecta; Diptera; Muscidae
Exons: 2
Coding region: 528-1574 (348 amino acids)
Source: RefSeq, a predicted model, not a curated record
GUUCGUGCUGUGGCGUGGUUUGGUCUGCUCUGUGAUUUUGAUAGCAACCCCGAUUUUGGUUUUGAAGUGGCCACUAUGUCUUCAGGCGUGGGAUAUUUCUUCUAAUCGUUGCUUACAUGGCGCACUCGCUGGAUUAGUUUAAGGAAAUUAUGAAUGUUUUGUAAUUAAAUAGUUACUAGUUGCUAUAAUCGUUGAAGUGGACGGACGUAUAUUCUUCAAAUAAACAAAUUUGUUAAUUUCGCUGAAUUUGAAACCGCUGCUUGUUAUUUCCGACGCGAAAAAGUGAAACACGUUUAAGUUUCCUGGUUUUGGCACGCGCACUAAAUAACCGUGUAUUAUUAAAAGAACCUUUUUUUUGCCUGGUUUGCCUUUGUUGGUUCCAGUGGUGUUCCACCAGUGUUUGGUUUAAUUGUUGUUGGGAUUUUGCCCUUUUGUUUUGCCGCGUAACAUAGGUCCUUCGAGCCGGAUACGUUGGAAUACGAGGAUCACUUUUAAUCUCUCCCACAGAUUUUGGCCAAAUCAGAAUCAUGGUUAAAGCAAAAAAAUACAAUGUCGACAAUCGGGCCGGCAAAAAACGCAUAGUUUGCCGUGUUUGCCUUAAGGACCACCCUCUGCGAUUCUGUCGUAAGUUUUUGGAUAUGGAUUAUGCGGAACGAAUGAAAAUUAUUUCGAUAUAUCAGCAUUGCGCUGGAUGCCUAGCACAUGAUCAUACAUGGCGCACAUGUGAAAGUACUGGCAAGUGUCGCAAAUGUGGCGAUAUGCAUCACACGCUUCUACACAAACCUGGACCUCGUUCGUCCACUGUGAUGGCGUAUCAUGAUGGUGCUAGGCAAGGACCACAACCUUCGUCCAAGACCCCGUCGAAGAAGGGACCUCGUCCGUCCCAAUCUUCACAUCAGCAUGAUGGACCUAGUUCGUCCAGACGUGCAACCAAUAGGGGACCUAGUUCGUCCCGCGGUAAUCGGCACAAGAGACCUAGUUCGUCUCAACAUGCCCCCAAGGACAAACCUGCGAAGGAGGUAGUACCUUUCGAUGAACGGAGGCGUAAGCCGUACAAAGGUAAAAAUGAGAUGUCAACAGAGGUAAUUCCGGCAUACUGCCUACGAGAGACCAUACUGCUGAAAGCGACCGCUGUAAUAAAGAUAGUUUGUGGGGAUCGCUACAUACAUGAACGAGCCGUAAUUGACCCAAGCAUUGAGAGUUCUAUUGUAGCUGAGUCUUUGGUAAGUCGAAUGGGUCAAAGGGUGGUCCGAGUCGGAAACAAGACAAGAUGUCUUCUUCAAAUUCGAGGCAAUCACGGGAUGUCGGCAACAGUCGAAACAUAUGCUGAAGUGCGUCGUAAUCACACAGUUGUGACUCCAAAGAAGUCCAUUGAUGUACGAAUUGUUGAUGAGUUUCCUGGUUUGCAAUUGGCAGACGAGCAUUUUUAUACCUCAGCACCUGUGAGUAUCACGUUGGGAGGAGAUUUGUACCCAAAAAUAAUGCGGAAUGGGGUCUUUGGUGGUGCACUGGGAAAACCUCUGGCACAAUUCACAAUUUUUGGAUAUGUGAUAUCAGGUUCUUACACUCCCUAGUUUCCUGUAAGACAUCAUGUAUAUGCUUUAACCAUGGUACGAUAUAAUACAAUAUUUUAAACCAUUGCAGCCUACUUCAAUUGGAUUUUUUUCUCACUUCGGAACUUGGUGAUUUGUUGGAUUUUGAAUUUUGAUUUUUUUUUUUCACAUGAAUGAAUUUUGAAAAUGCUGUUUUUUGUGUAAUAUAGUUGAAUUGCCUCAUGAAUUAAAUAUGAAAUCAAUGUGCUUUUUCUAGUUGGCACUGAUGUGAACAACGCAUUAAUUCUUUUUUUUCUUUUUGCUGUUUUAUUUUCCUUGCUUUUCGAGUUAUUUUCAGAGCUUUCGGAUACCGCAAGACUGAAAGGUGGCCGGGAUGUUCACGUUCGUGCUGUGGCGUGGUUUGGUCUGCUCUGUGAUUUUGAUAGCAACCCCGAUUUUGGUUUUGAAGUGGCCACUAUGUCUUCAGGCGUGGGAUAUUUCUUCUAAUCGUUGCUUACAUGGCGCACUCGCUGGAUUAGUUUAAGGAAAUUAUGAAUGUUUUGUAAUUAAAUAGUUACUAGUUGCUAUAAUCGUUGAAGUGGACGGACGUAUAUUCUUCAAAUAAACAAAUUUGUUAAUUUCGCUGAAUUUGAAA